Molecule: messenger RNA, 729 nt
Organism: Closterium sp. Yama58-4
Lineage: Eukaryota; Viridiplantae; Streptophyta; Zygnematophyceae; Desmidiales; Closteriaceae
Source: the annotation of a GenBank genome assembly
AUGGGGAUCAGUCCCCUCGAGGGCAGACAAAGGGGUGCAGACAGAGGUGGAGGAAGAGCAACUGGGCUGGGAGAGCAGCUGGGCUGGGAGAGCAGCUGGGCUGGGCGAGCAGCUGGGCUGGGAGAGCAGCUGGGCUGGGCGAGCAGCUGGGCUGGGAGAGCAGCUGGGCUUGGAGAGCAGCUGGGCUGGGCGAGCAGCUGGGCUGGGAGAGCAGCUGGGCUGGGCGAGCAGCUGGGCUGGGCGAGCAGCUGGGCUGGGAGAGCAGCUGGGCUGGGAGAGCAGCUGGGCUGGGAGAGCAGCUGGGCUGGGCGAGCAGCUGGGCUGGGAGAGCAGCUGGGCUGGGAGAGCAGCUGGGCUGGGAGAGCAGCUGGGCUGGGAGAGCAGCUAAGCUGGGCGAGCAGCUGGGCUGGGAGAGCAGCUGGGCUGGGAGAGCAGCUGGGCUGGGCGAGCAGCUGGGCUGGGAGAGCAGCUGGGCUGGGCGAGCAGCUGGGCUGGGAGAGCAGCUGGGCUGGGGUGCGACCACCUUCUGUCACCACGAUUGGUGCACCCGAGGAGGUUCCUGCUGCUGCUGCUGCUGCUGCUGCUGCUGAUGAUGAUGAUGAUGAUGAUGAUGAUGAUGAUGAUGAUGAUGAUGAUGAUGAUGAUGAUGAUGAUGAUGAUGAUGAUGAUGAUGAUGAUGAUGAUGAUGAUGAUGAUGACGCAUCAGCCCCACCAGUGACCUCCCGCUAG